AUGUCACAGGCUGGACUCCACCUGGUCCUCAAUGGCGCCACACGGGGGCACACCGUCACGGCCAAGGACGGGGCACUUGCCCACCGCGCUGCCUGGGCCACGCUCCCUCAGGACACUGCCUACCCCCGAGUUCCCACAGCGAGUGGAGAUGGCCGCCGGGGCUGGACACCUGGACCCAAGAGCGACCGGACUUGGACUUGGUCUGACAGGCCCCGUCACAGGCCGGGAAAGCCCAGCCCUCCGCCCCCCGAAGCGCCCAGGGUGGUCCUCCCGUGGCACCUCAUCAGCCACCGGAACUCAAGACCAGUCCCCCGAAGGACAGGCCCGCCUGGCUCCCGGCACGUGAGCCCUCUGUGUGCCCGCCGAGUGCCCAGCUCCGGUCCUCGACUGAGCCCGCGCGGCAGCGGCAGCCAGGCUGCUCUGGUGACCCGGCCAUGUCCCGGGAGGGUGGCAGGUGGACUCCAUCUUGACCCUCAAGCUCUAACUGGAGAUUCCCAGCGAGCGGCACCUGGGCUGCUAGGAUUCCAUGGACGUCGCGGGGAUCUCACGCGACACACGUUACACAAACCCGUCAUGUACCCAAGGCCGCCAGGGGCGCGUUCCUACGGACAGGGCUUGGUGUCUGAGUUUGGUGCUGGACACUGAGUGCUCCCUGGGCCUCCACAGGGCCCGGUUAAGUGGGUCUCGCCACGGAGGAGGAAGAGGCUGGACCUCCAUCUGCGCCCCGCACCACAGACCUCCCUGACUCCCAGGACACGUGGGCAUCACUCCAGCUUCAGACGCGGCCAGUGACUUGGUCAGCGGGACCCUUAGGGAUCCUCAGAGCUCUGCCAUCUUAACACAGCGCCCCUGAGGAGGGGCGGUCUCUGUAGCAUCUGCAAGUGACCCAAUUAAUAAACGGGCCAAGGAAACGC
Messenger RNA from Ictidomys tridecemlineatus (thirteen-lined ground squirrel), 914 nucleotides. The record is from RefSeq and is a predicted model, not a curated record. NCBI's taxonomy places the organism in Eukaryota, Metazoa, Chordata, Mammalia, Rodentia, Sciuridae.